UCACCUCCUGUCACCUCCUGUCACCUCCUGGUCACCCAGCAGCGUCACCAUGGAUCUCCUCACCGCUGUGUGCUGCUCCCUGGCUGUGCUCCUGGUGACAGCGGCGGUGGCCCUGCUUGGCGUCGCCCAUCACUUGGGUCUCCUCUACCAGCUCUUCCACCAGGUGGAGCCCAAAAGUCCCCGUCACGGCGGGGAGCUGGUGGCCGAGGUGCUGAAGGCUCACGGCGUCCGCUUCGUCUUCGCCUUGGCCGGGGGUCACAUCUCCCCCAUCCUGGUGGCCGCCGAGAAGGUGGGCAUCCGCGUGGUGGACACACGGCACGAGGCCACCGCCGUCUUCGCCGCCGACGCCGUUUCCAGGCUGUCAGGUCACAUCGGUGUGGCUGCCGUCACCGCCGGCCCCGGCGUCACCAACGCGGUGACGGCCAUCAAGAACGCCCAGAUGGCCGAAUCCCCGUUGCUGCUCAUCGGUGGGGCGGCCGCCUCGUUACAGAAGGGACGAGGGGCGCUGCAGGACAUCGACCAGCUGUCCCUCUUCAGGACGCUGUGCAAGGCGUGCGUCUCGGUGCGCGCCGUCCGUCACAUCGUCCCCACGCUGCGCCAAGCCAUCGCCACGGCGCAGUCAGGGACCCCAGGUACAACAGGGGAGCCCACAGCCACCCCAUGGGGGGAUUUAGGGUCACCUCAGCCCCUCUGG
Messenger RNA from Lagopus leucura (white-tailed ptarmigan), 694 nucleotides. RefSeq names its product 2-hydroxyacyl-CoA lyase 2-like. Lineage: Eukaryota; Metazoa; Chordata; Aves; Galliformes; Phasianidae. Gene Ontology annotation, cellular component: acetolactate synthase complex. Gene Ontology annotation, biological process: L-valine biosynthetic process. Gene Ontology annotation, molecular function: thiamine pyrophosphate binding; acetolactate synthase activity; flavin adenine dinucleotide binding. The record is from RefSeq and is a predicted model, not a curated record. The annotation marks the transcript as partial. The transcript has 5 exons.